Molecule: messenger RNA, 2393 nt
Organism: Phoenix dactylifera (date palm)
Lineage: Eukaryota; Viridiplantae; Streptophyta; Magnoliopsida; Arecales; Arecaceae
Source: RefSeq, a predicted model, not a curated record
UUCUUCUCUCCUCGCGUUCUCGGUUUUGUUUAAAAAACUUUUGUUGCAUUUAUUAUGUUUUUUGUUGCCCAUCUUCUUCUCUCCACUGCUGUUGGGAUCUGAAACCCCCUCUCCUUGCAAACAGGCGGAAAUCCAUCCGCUCAAAGCGGUUUCGAUCUCAGAGCGGCCCACGUCUAACCUCUACUCCCUCUACCUUCUUUAUUUUUCUUUUUUGCUAGUUUCUUAUUCUUUUUCUUUCUUCUCUCUUCUUUCCUUCUUGGUUCUGCUGCUUCUUAUUUAUAAUCCGAAGGAGAAAAUUGGAAACAAAUAUUUUUAGUUAGAAAAAUCUCGGUGUAUCAAAACCAAUAACAGAUCGCUCACUCGGUCUUUCUUUCUUUCUUUUUUUUUUUUCUCUCUCUCUCUCUCUUUCUGUCUUUCACUCGUCGCCGUCUUCUUUGAAGACGGCGCCGGGCGAAAUCGUUCGAGAGAUCUCCUCCGGCGAGGUCUUUAGAACGAUUUGUGCUCUCUCUCUCUCUCUCUCUCUCUCUCUCUCUCUCUCUCUCUCUCUCUCUCUCUUUUGAAGCUUUCAGACUGGUAGAAUGGAAGGGCGAGGAGAUAGGGUUUGGAUCUAAUCCUCUAUUGUUUGAUCGUAGAUUCUAAGUUCCCAUUUGUCUUCCGGCCGGAGACGAGAAGGACGUGGCAACGAGGAGAACAGAGAGAGGUUUCUUGGAGUUGAAGGAAGACCGCGCGGCUUUCUUACAAGAAAAAAAUUGGAGGUAGAGGAGGAGAAGCGAUGUCGUCAUCGAACUCGCCGUGCGCGGCGUGCAAGUUCCUGCGGCGCAAGUGCACGCCGGGGUGCGUCUUUGCACCCUACUUCCCACCGGACCAGCCGCAGAAGUUCGCCAACGUGCACCGGGUCUUCGGAGCGAGCAACGUCGCCAAGCUCUUGAACGAGCUCCCGCCGGUUCAAAGAGAAGAUGCUGUCAAUUCGCUCGCCUACGAGGCCGAGGCGCGGUUGCGCGACCCAGUUUAUGGCUGCGUUGGCUACAUCUCCAUCCUCCAGCACAAGCUCAGGCAGGUCCAGAACGACCUCUUCAAUGCUAAAAAGGAGCUCUCGGCCUACAUUGGCCCCGCCGCCCUAGGCCCAUUCCUUCCCUACGCUGGCCCCGAUCACCACCACCAGGCCGCUCCUGUCGGCGCUAUCCACCACCAUCCCCAGUAUCACCACUUCCAAGGGGCUUCAUCAUCAUCGGCGCCACCCUUCGGGGUUCCGGGAAUGGGGAUGGGGAUGGGAAUGGGGCUGGCUUUGGCGGCCGGGGAAGGUACCUCUGCAUCGCCGCACCAUGCGCAGAUGCUGAUGAGAGAGCAGCAGCAGCAGCAGCAGCAGCUGGCGGAGGUGGCGGCUGCUGCCGCUCGAGAGCAAGAGAUGCUGAGAAGCUACGAGCAGCAGCAGCAAGAGCUCGCAAGAUUUGGUACUGGGUACACUGAUGGGCGAGGUUUUAAUCAGAUGGUGGGCGGCAGCGCAACAGCAGCAGUGGCUGCCGGGCAGCCAUCAGUGCUGGCGCUGUUUUCGCCACAACCAAUUGAGACUCCAUUUCUAUUCCCCCAGCAGCAGCAGCAGCAGCAGCAGUAUGCCGAGCAGCCACAGCAGCUGCAACAGCCGCAACCGCAUCACCGACGAGCUGGGAGUGAUCAUGAGGGGAGGGGGGGCAUUGGUCCAUCUUCUUGAAGAAAGAGUUCAAAUCUCAGCUAAUUUAGCAAGAAGGUUAUUGUUCUUCAAUUUGUAGGCAGUUCUUCUCGUCUCCCCCCCCACCCCCCUCCCCCCGGCGACUCCUGGCGCGGAGUAUUCUCCUUCCUCAAAGGGCCUUUCUGCAAGCAAAGAGAGAUACACUUGGCUGGAAAAGUUGAUAAACAGAGAGAUAGAGGGAAAAAGGAAAAGAUGACGCUGUAAAGCAGCAGCAGCAGAUGGCGAAGAAUGGGGCAGCAUUGCUUACCAAAAAACAGAAAAGGAAUGGUGCAACAGUGGCGUCACGGGUAGCAGCCAAAGCACAGAGAAAUAAAUCAGAAGAAAAGUCUCUCGCUAGUACUCCUUGUUCUUAUACGAUCGCAAAAAAAAGAUCUCAUUCCCCUUAUUAGCACCUGUUUAAGAAUAGUUUUUGCUUCUGGGCUGAUGUUUUUGGUAUUCAUUCGGUCCUUAUCCUUAUCUGGGUACAUUACCUAUCCUUUAGGGAUUUCAUAGUGUAAUGCCUCCUCGGAGAUCAUCCUUUUCUUCCUUUCUUAUUGGUUAACAUUUAAUUUUUAUUUCAUGUUGCUUUCUUGUGGGUUUUGAUUCUGUGCUGUGGCCGGUCACAGCCUGCCUGCGGAAAUAGACUUGCGUAUAGAGAAAGUUUAGGUGUAAUGAAUGCCUUUUGAUC